GCUGUCAGUUGGAGUAACACAGGGCAAUGAGGGGUUCGGAGACACACGACUGUAGAGAUAACAUUCCUUAAACGUCAACUUUUUUUGCGUUUCAAGUCUCGGAUAUACUUCUGACCCAUUUUAAAGACAUGAUAUUUAGAAGUUAGAUUCAACCAUCCGUCUGCAUGACUAACUGCAGACAGAAAAAAGACUAAAACUUCGAUAGUGAAGCGACAUUGCUACAAAUGUGGCGUACUAACCCACAAACUGAAGCUGCGCGCCGAAAUUAACCUAAUCUUAUUAUUUUAAACUGGUAGAAAGUUAGUUUUUUUUUUUUUCUAUUUAUCUAAAAAAAAAAAAAAAAAACUCAGUUAAUGAAUGUGCAUUAUGUGUACAUGCUGUCUGGGGAGGAAUAUAUUCGGUUAUUUUGCAGUAUCAGAUAGUGUAGUUCAGUCAUGUCAGCAUCCCCUGUGAACUCAACCCGGGUCAGGCGCAGCAAUGACGGGUCCCCCAUCAACACCACCACCUCCUCCUCCUCUUCAGCGGCAUCAUCAUCCUCCGCCGGUAACGGCAGUGGCAACACGGGCCGGUUGCAGCCCAUUCGCUCAACGGUGUCCUACCAGCUCCUGCGUGGAAAUCAGCUGCACAGCCCGACCCGCCCUCCAGCGCCGUCAUCCUCCUCCUACUCCUCCAUCUCAGUCGGGAGCAACACAGAACCGACAGCAGCAUCACCAGCCCAGCACAGCGGCUCCUCCAGUCCCGGUAGCCCGACGCUCGUCAGCCCGGCAGGAAGCGGCUCGCUGGACGGUCGGCUGAUCUCGCGGCAGAGGCGCUCUCCGCCGGAGCACAGGAGCUCACCCGAGCGCUGUCCUCAUUCACCUGCCCUCAGAGUUGAGAGGUCAAAGUCGCAACAGGUGCGCAGCACAAGUGCUAUCCGACGGACUUCCUCUCUGGGUGCUAUCACUGGGCCCUACCUGAUAGGGCAGUGGCCACGCGAAUCCCACCUGCACAACCCCUCGUGCAUGAAAGACAAGUCCACACAGACUCCUGGAUGUUGGAGUGACGAAACCGAAGAGAAUAGGAACACACACCAGCGCUCGCCGUCCUGGGGCAGCACUGACCAACUUAGAGAGAUCACUAAGCUCAGGUUGCAACUGCAGCGCAGUAAGCAGGGUGGAGGCCGGCAGUCUAAGGACAGUAAAGAGCAUCUGUCCCCCCUCCAGUGCUGUACCAGCAGCACCAUCACCAUCAUCACUGCCACUACCAUCAGCACAGCCAGCCAAGCUCCGCCCAUGUCGAAGUCAGCACAGAUGCCACUGUCUAACAUCACAGUGCCAAAGCCUUCCAUCUCCAGAGUGCCCAGCAGCAUGGAGGGCAUCAACCACGAGCUGGAGAAAGUCUUCAUCAAAGACAAUGGAGAAAAGGAGGAGCUGAAGGCGCUGGAGGUUCCUGAUGGACGCAGGGCUCCAUUUCCUCCCCAGCAGCGCAGCAGCAGUAGUCGCGGAAUUGACACUCAGACGCCCUCAGUGCCUGGACGCUCCAGUAGCUGCUCCAGUCUGUCGCCAUGUCCGUCACCUGCAUGCCCACCCCGCUCACACGAUGGCAGCCCUUACUCCACUGACGAGAUGCUUGACGACAGAGACAAAGAUAGCGGCAGCAGUUCUCCUCUGCCCAAGUUCGCCUCAUCUCCAAAGCCCAACAACAGCUACAUGUUUAAACGAGAGCCUCCAGAGGGCUGUGAGAAGAUUAAAGUGUUUGAGGAAAUGACGUCCAGACAGUCUGCCACCGUCCCCCUGUUCUCCUGCCCUGAUAAAAACAAAGUGAACUUCAUCCCCACUGGCUCAGCGUUCUGUCCGGUCAGGCUCCCUGGCUCCCUGCUCCAGCACUCCAGCUCACAGCAGGAGGACGAGGCGUCACAGGACCCUCAGGCCAGUGCCAGCUCAUCAUGCCCCCUUGCCCCUCACCAUCACAUGCCCACUCAGGUCUCCACCAGCACCAGCACAGACGACCCCCCGGAAUCACUUGCCAUUUCACCCUCCCAACAGCAGGAGGUGGCGUCAGAAUCGCCCUUGCAGCCGCAGAACUUUGAAGUCAGCUAAAUUUGCACAGAGCUGGUCUCUGUCGUAACCCCGCCAGUCCCAGGCUGUGUAGAGGACCGUGACGCACCCAAAUUUCCUUCUAUUUCUCUGAUGGACCCCACCUUUGUGCUGAAUCUUUACUGUCUGCAUGGCAUAGCAACUGUGGCCCAAACAAAAAU
This is a messenger RNA of Myxocyprinus asiaticus (Chinese sucker), 2236 nucleotides long. RefSeq names its product glucocorticoid-induced transcript 1 protein-like. Gene Ontology annotation, cellular component: cytoplasm. Lineage: Eukaryota; Metazoa; Chordata; Actinopteri; Cypriniformes; Catostomidae. The record is from RefSeq and is a predicted model, not a curated record. Gene Ontology annotation, biological process: podocyte development. Bases 435 to 2078 code for a protein of 547 amino acids. The transcript is spliced from 8 exons.